AUGCCUGUGUCUGCUGCUCUAGAAGUGCGCUCAGCUGCCUUCAAUAAAAACUGCCUGGACACAUUACAAAUGGACUACAGGAUGGCCAACUUUACACCUUAUACUUAUACCAUUCCUACACCUUAUCCUUAUACCAUUCCUACACCUUAUACUUAUACCAUUCCUACACCUUAUACUUAUACCAUUCCUACACCUUAUCCUUAUACCAUUCCUACACUUUAUACUUAUACCAUUCCUACACCUUAUCCUUAUACCAUUCCUACACCUUAUACUUAUACCAUUCCUACACUUUAUACUUAUACCAUUCCUACACCUUAUCCUUAUACCAUUCCUACACUUUAUACUUAUACCAUUCCUACACCUUAUACUUAUACCAUUCCUACACCUUAUACUUAUACCAUUCCUACACCUUAUCCUUAUACCAUUCCUACACUUUAUACUUAUACCAUUCCUACACCUUAUACUUAUACCAUUCCUACACCUUAUACUUAUACCAUUCCUACACCUUAUACUUAUACCAUUCCUACACCUUAUCCUUAUACCAUUCCUACACCUUAUACUUAUACCAUUCCUACACCUUAUACUUAUACCAUUCCUACACCUUAUACUUAUACCAUUCCUACACCUUAUCCUUAUACCAUUCCUACACCUUAUACUUAUACCAUUCCUACACCUUAUACUUAUACCAUUCCUACACCUUAUCCUUAUACCAUUCCUACACCUUAUACUUAUACCAUUCCUACACCUUAUACUUAUACCAUUCCUACACCUUAUCCUUAUACCAUUCCUACACCUUAUCCUUAUACCAUUCCUACACCUUAUACUUAUACCAUUCCUACACCUUAUCCUUAUACCAUUCCUACACCUUAUACUUAUACCAUUCCUACACCUUAUCCUUAUACCAUUCCUACACCUUAUCCUUAUACCAUUCCUACACCUUAUACUUAUACCAUUCCUACACCUUAUACUUAUACCAUUCCUACACAUUAUACCAUUCCUACACCUUAUACUUAUACCAUUCCUACACCUUAUACUUAUACCAUUCCUACACCUUAUCCUUAUACCAUUCCUACACCUUAUACUUAUACCAUUCCUACACCUUAUACUUAUACCAUUCCCACACCUUAUACUAAUACCAUUCCUACACUUUAUACUUAUACCAUUCCUACACCUUAUCCUUAUACCAUUCCUACACCUUAUCCUUAUACCAUUCCUACACCUUAUACUUAUACCAUUCCUACACCUUAUACUUAUACCAUUCCUACACCUUAUACUUAUACCAUUCCUACACCUUAUACUUAUACCAUUCCUACACCUUAUCCUUAUACCAUUCCUACACCUUAUACUUAUACCAUUCCUACACCUUAUACUUAUACCAUUCCUACACCUUAUACUUAUACCAUUCCUACACCUUAUACUUAUACCAUUCCUACACCUUAUACUUAUACCAUUCCUACACCUUAUCCUUAUACCAUUCCUACACCUUAUACUUAUACCAUUCCUACACCUUAUACUUAUACCAUUCCUACACCUUAUCCUUAUACCAUUCCUACACCUUAUACUUAUACCAUUCCUACACCUUAUCCUUAUACCAUUCCUACACCUUAUACUUAUACCAUUCCUACACCUUAUACUUAUACCAUUCCUACACCUUAUCCUUAUACCAUUCCUACACCUUAUACUUAUACCAUUCCUACACCUUAUCCUUAUACCAUUCCUACACGUUAUACUUAUACCAUUCCUACACAUUAUACUUAUACCAUUCCUACACCUUAUACUUAUACCAUUCCUACACCUUAUACUUAUACCAUUCCUACACCUUAUACUUAUACCAUUCCUACACCUUAUACUUAUACCAUUCCUACACCUUAUCCUUAUACCAUUCCUACACCUUAUCCUUAUACCAUUCCUACACCUUAUACUUAUACCAUUCCUACACCUUAUCCUUAUACCAUUCCUACACCUUAUACUUAUACCAUUCCUACACUUUAUACUUAUACCAUUCCUACACCUUAUCCUUAUACCAUUCCUACACCUUAUACUUAUACCAUUCCUACACCUUAUCCUUAUACCAUUCCUACACCUUAUACUUAUACCAUUCCUACACCUUAUACUUAUACCAUUCCUACACCUUAUACUUAUACCAUUCCUACACCUUAUACUUAUACCAUUCCUACACCUUAUACUUAUACCAUUCCUACACCUUAUACUUAUACCAUUCCUACACCUUAUCCUUAUACCAUUCCUACACCUUAUCCUUAUACCAUUCCUACACCUUAUACUUAUACCAUUCCUACACCUUAUACUUAUACCAUUCCUACACUUUAUACUUAUACCAUUCCUACACGUUAA
Molecule: messenger RNA, 2352 nt
Organism: Protopterus annectens (West African lungfish)
Lineage: Eukaryota; Metazoa; Chordata; Ceratodontiformes; Protopteridae
Product: extensin-2-like
Exons: 2
Coding region: 1-2352 (783 amino acids)
Source: RefSeq, a predicted model, not a curated record